Messenger RNA from Electrophorus electricus (electric eel), 4012 nucleotides. RefSeq names its product ADAMTS like 5 (gene adamtsl5). Gene Ontology annotation, biological process: extracellular matrix organization; proteolysis. Gene Ontology annotation, cellular component: extracellular matrix. The record is from RefSeq and is a predicted model, not a curated record. NCBI's taxonomy places the organism in Eukaryota, Metazoa, Chordata, Actinopteri, Gymnotiformes, Gymnotidae. Gene Ontology annotation, molecular function: metalloendopeptidase activity; protein binding.
GUUCAGGUGUACGUCGCAGCUCGCUGCGCUGAAACGCGGGGUUGGAUGCGAGGGUUAGACUACUAUGCGAGACGCAAAUCUCAGGUGAUAUCCCGCCAUCUACAUAAUACAAAAGGAAGCAACCCGUGAGCCCAGUCUGAAGCCCGAGAGGAUAUGUCGUUUAAAGAGAAUAAACGAGCCACAUUUAAAGUGCCACAAGAUCCGCGUGAGGAGAACAAAUGAAUUUGUCAAGAUAUCGAUAAAGAAGGCCAGUUAGAUUUCAAAGCUACCGUUCCAGUCAGACACCUGGCUGUAGAGCAUUUAAAACCAACACAGCAUAAGUCUUCUCUGUCCUGCUGGGGAAAUCGAUUCAGCUAUUUAUUGAUAGAAUAAUUGUUGUGUUGUGCCGUCGGAGCUGCCUGGGAGCGCACCUGAUGUCCCUUCAGCGGAAUUUUCGGGGCACAUAUGUCGCUUGAGAAGUGUGUGUAACUUUCUUUAAGAAUUUCGUCUAAAUCCGCGACUUGCUAUAAGAACUUUACCGUUAUAAGGGGUCUUUGGAUAACCAACGGGCUCUUAUCGUGGAUUUUACACAUUUUUUGUGACACGGAUGUUUGAAGAUCUGGAAUUUUGCAUUCGGUUUGGUCGAUGACCAGAGAGCAAGAUCCUUGAUCAUGGAUGGAAUCAAGUGCAACGUUCGUUUGAGAACAAAGACCCUUGGGAUCCAGGAGUUCCCGGGCAAUAUUUUAUCGAAUGAUUCAUGAAUUGUAUAUCCAGCCUUUGUGUCAUUGUGUUAAACUUGCCAAAGAUCUAGGAUGCCAAAAUCAAACAACAGGAAACUGACUCUGUGCCAAGCCCUCACCCUCAUUACCCUGUUGGCAUCCCCGGUUUCGUCCCAGCACUUUGCUGGGUGGGUAGAAGGGAACAGAGCCAGUCGUUCAUCCCGGGUACGCCGUCAGCUGCAUUUUAAGAACGAGUGGGCCUCAUGGAGCGGCUGGUCAGAGUGCUCACGCUCCUGUGGGGGAGGGGCCUCCAUCCGCAGACGUACCUGCAUUGUCAGGAAUCCAGUAGGAGGACCAUGUUUAGGUGAUCCCAGACAGUAUAAGAUCUGCAAUACCAAGGAGUGUCCUGCUGGAUCGGUAGACUUCAGAGAGCUCCAGUGCAAAGCCUUCGACGACAGGCCAGUAGUAGCUGGCAUCAUGUACCGGUGGACUACAUUUCACAGAGGCUCCGACCCCUGUGAGCUCAGCUGCCUCGCCCUGGGGCACAACUUCUACUACAACUUUGGGCGAGUCCUGGAUGGCACACCCUGCGUUGCUGACCCCGGGGCCGUCUGUGUGAACGGAAAAUGCCUGAAACCAGGCUGUGACUUGAUCUUUGGAUCACAGCAGCAGGAGGAUGCCUGCAUGGUGUGUGGAGGGCAGAACACCACGUGUCUCCAUCACCGGAGCAUCUACCAGAGUGAGAGCCAGGAGAUUGGGCCGUUUGGAUACAAUGAGGUCACCAUGAUCCCAGCCGGGGCCACUCACAUCAGAGUGACUGAUAACAGCAAGAACUAUUUAGCCCUUCAAAACGGCCGCUCCCAGUAUGUGAUCAAUGGGCACUGGAGGAUCAGCGUUCCGGGCGUGUAUGAUGUAGCUGGAACCAAACUGCUGUACCGCCGCUCUGCUGAUACAUGGGAGAGCUUUGAUCUACCUGGGCCCACGCAAGAGGACCUGCAUGUUAUGGUGCUGUCCACUGAUAGGAAUUCUGGAAUAGAGUACGAGUAUUGGUUGCCACCUGACCGCUAUGCCCUCUAUCAUGGGAAGAAGAGUCCUCUUUGGCAGCCUUACCACACCAACUUCCUGCCCACUGCACCACCAACCACCACCACCAGCACCACCCCCAAGCCCCCUGUCACCAAACAGCCUGCCUGGGGUCCUGUAGGCGGCUGGCAUACGAGGCCUCCCUCUCGGCGGUGGCAGAAAGUGCCUCCUCGUCUGGAACGAGACGAGAAGCACAGUGGCUACACACCCCAGACGCGCGGCGCAGGUUACUGUGGUAAAUGUAGAAGGGUCAAGGGUCGCCGUGAGCGGCAGAGACAGUAUUGCCAGAGGGAUUUUGUCUUCAGAGCAAAGAUCUUGCAGAAGGUGUAUGUUGGGGAGGAGACUCGGUAUGAUGUACAGAUCAUCCACACCUACCGCAACCGCUUCCGUCUAGAGCACCGGGAAUACCUAUGGGCACCCAACAGGUGUGACUGCCCCCUGCUGGAAGAGGGUCAUCAGUACAUUCUCAUGGUAAGGCGACACAUCAACUAUGAACACACACUCAACCGCAUUCUGCUGGAGGAGGACACCUAUGCACAGUCCUACCGGCCACGUGAAGAUGACCUGCUGCGGCCCUUGGAGGAACUUUGCAGUAACAGAGGACCUAGAACUCAGCCGAGAGGGUAAAGAUUGGACAAGCACUGUGUUCAGCUCCCAUCACUGUGCACUUACCCAUUCCCAGAGUGACAACUUUCUAAAAAUUCCAGGUGAUGUAUUAACAUUACAAGAAUAGACUGCGGACAUUACUUGGAACUUUGGAAUAAAAAUGGACUGAAGCCUGCCAAAGUUACUCUACUCACUCAAUGAAGCACUUUAGGUGGAUGUGAUCACCUUCCUUCAAAAGUCCACACCAAAGAGAAAAACAAUAUUAUUUUUAAUACUAUUAGAAUUAUCAUUCUUUCUGCUAUCAGAAUAUAAUGGCAUAAAAUAUUUUUAAAUGUGCCUCCGUCAAGUGUUUUCCCCAAGUAGGUUAUUUGCCAUAGUCAAUUAUUGUUUUUUAUUGUAUUUAUGAUAGCAUUAGUACAAGUAGAAAUCAAACCUGCAAUUAUAUAUGUAUUUUGAUAUUGAUAUAUAUAUUUUCACUAUUAAUGUAUUUGUUGCCAGUAAUGGAAAUUUGACUAUUUUUAAUUUUUCAAGCAAAGCAUGUUUAAUGUUUUUUGUUAAGCUUACUCACCUUACUAAUACAGUGCCUCACUGAAAUGAUCAGUUGAAGAGAUCCCAGUGUCUUAAAGGGAUAUAUGUCUUCUAUGUUCCGAGUUCAAUGAUCAGUAGCCAUGAUGUCCUACGGGGGCAUCAUCUGACGUCUCAUUAUUUAUUUUCACUGUUUAAUCAUACUCACAUGCAUUCGCCCCUCCAAAAGCUAAGGGUGUUGCUUUGAUCUAAACCACCAUAGUUUUUAAUACAGAAUAAAUAUGUAAUUUGGUGUUCAAAAAAUGUAUUACAUUAUUGAGCAUGGCAAGCAGAUUUAGAAAUUAUUAGGGUGUUUUAUGCUAGUAAAGUACAGUGUCUGUUUCAGCAUGUAAUACAUUCCUCCUCAGAAUUAGAGACCCCUGGUCUUUUUCUCCACACAAAACAGUUUGAAAUCUUAACAGGGCUGUUUUUCCCCCUCUAAAGUCCACUCCUGUUUCCUCUCUCUUCAAUAAUUGCACACAAAACAGCUUAUUUACAAGAUAUUUACAAAAAUAGCUUGAUCUUUUAUGUCCAUGACAUAAAAUGUGCUAACUUAAACCCAUAAUUAGGCUUAAGUGGGUUAGGCUGCUCAGUUCUGGUCUAGUAAAAUUAUUACAGUUUCUCUCUCUCUCGUUAGACGGGUGGUGUAACGGGAAGCACCUUCCCCUGGAACAUAUGGCUUCUUUAUAUAAUAACCACUGUUUCUUGAAUGAUAAAAUGUACUGCAGCAGAAUAUGAUUCACCUAAAUAACAUUUUAAAUAAAACUAUAUAUCAAGUAUUCUUUAAAAAAAAAUGUAAUCCAGUUGUAGUUUCAUUGUAACGUUUGUAAAUGGUAUUCCACUGGAGGAAAUGUGUUUCUAAAGCUGAUGUUAGACGUGCAGGCAAGGGAGUAUUAUUUUGUUCACCCAAGGACAGUCCCUCAUAGUGGUAAACAUAGCAUGCAUUGUUCUAAUGUCCUUUUUCUGUUGUUUUUAUUUUCCACUCUGCUGCUGGUAUCAGUCUAGCUGUUGUAACGAUAGAAGGAUGUCCAAGUGCUUGUAGUAAAGUCUCUCACACUGUG